Contarinia nasturtii (swede midge) is the source of this 919-nucleotide messenger RNA. RefSeq lists its product as uncharacterized. The transcript is spliced from 2 exons. The record is from RefSeq and is a predicted model, not a curated record. Lineage: Eukaryota; Metazoa; Arthropoda; Insecta; Diptera; Cecidomyiidae. The coding region runs from base 51 to 707 and encodes 218 amino acids.
UCGACAAAACGGCUUGCAAACUGACACGCAAUCAACCAUCAAUUUUCUACAUGGGAGCCAGUGGAUCCACACCAGCCAACUCACCGAUCAAAAUCAAAAAACACGUGCGAUGCCCAGGCACUCGCAAACUGAUUGCAGCCAUCAUGAAACGUGGAAAUUGCAUCAUUCGAAUGGUCGAUGAAUACAUGACAUCAGAGCAUUGCCCAUUGUGUUUCAAGCGAUUUCCACAAGAAACUCGACGUGAUCGAUACAAGAAAUGUGUGGGUUGUGUACCAAAUCCAAUUGUUGGACUACCACGAACCAUCGUAACCAAUGUGAGCAAACGAUUACUACAAAUGCGACGAACAAUUGAACGAAUGUGGCGCGAGAUGCGUGAUAUAGGCGAUGUCAUUGCUGCAACUCUUCGAGAUGGACCGAAUGCAGGUCGUUUGGUGUCAAAGAAGCAACGCUUCUUCAAAACAUGGCUACCAAAUGUUGCAAACGUUGAAAUCGAGGGAGCUGCUGGAGCACAACCAACGCUCACAACUGUAUGGCACCGUGAUAUCGCAGCAGCGAAGCUGAUCCUCUACAAAGGUGAAUGCGUGGUGUUCAAGCGGACAAUUCAUCCAAAUGUACGGAGACCACGCCGUGUUGACAACAAUCAGCCAUUGCCGUUGUAUCGAGGUCAGAAUCAGAAUGUCAACAAUGGACAUCUGCAGCCGCAGUAGUAGCAGCCCUCAUUCAACAACAUUCAAACAAUACUAAAUUUAGAAAUUAGUUUAUAACAAUUAUUUGUUAGUUCGCUAGGCUUGAUUAAAUUGUGGCCUUGCCAAAGUACGAGUACCUCUUGGUAUAAAUUGUACUCGGUAAGUGGAGUCUAUUGCAUAUACAAUAGCAUAAUGAUGAUUAUGAAUCAAGUCAAUUUUUUCAUAUCAGUCUA